AUGUAUUUGGACAGUGCUUCAUCCUCUCACGCCCCCAUCCACCAAGGGGAAGCUGAGUGUCAGGACCAGUGUAUGACAGCCACAGGCGUGAUGAGAGGAUAUACGCAGCCAAUAAAUAUUGUAACGGCGCUCACGGGCCAUUUUGAAGUCAUUAGCGGCAAACACCUUUUUGCAUGUGUCCUUGCACAUCCUCUGAUCUUCCAGCUGAAGCUGUCACCACUGAGGCUUCUGGAGCCUUACCUGAUAGCUCCAAAGACCUUAUUUUGGGAGGAGUCUCCUCACCAGACCCUUCACUCUUACUCCAUUUCUGGUGGAACAACUCAACAGAGGAAAUUUCACCAUUUGCGGAGUUUUAAAGGUAGUGGCAGAGACAUCCUCAAUGCCACUGUCAAGCAGCGCAAGGCCUUCACGGAGCUAGUGUCAUCAGCAAGCAACCUGCAGCUGGCCGAGAUCCCUGGCUGGGCUGGCCUAGGGGGUGUACGCUACAUCCCAGACAUCUGGCUGGCACAGGAAGUGCUAGCAGACUCAGCAAAGGAGGACAUCAAUGCACUCAAUGUCCAUCUAGUCUCCCAGCUCAAGGCCACCGAUUCGGCAUUCUCUCUUGGUGAAGCUGCGGAUGGAGUCAAUUGCGUACGGUUCGGAAUGGUUACAGCCGAGACGGACAUCUCUGAGCUUCUGUCCCUCGUGAUCUCAACGGGUAGGGAGAUCGAAACGUCCUCCAAGUUCCUGGAUCAGAUGACGGACAUCGUGAGAAAAGGCAUUGAGGCUGCGACAGAAGACCUGAGGCGUGAGAAUGAUGAACGGCUGUGGCAGGAAGGCAUCCUCCGGCACGUGCCCAUAGUCGGCUCGGUUUACAAUUGGUUCUCGCCGCCACCGCCACCGGGGAUCAAGGGACGCACGCUAGACCUGACUGCGGGAGUCCUGGAGAGUACAGAGAAUAUUUACCGGUAUCACAUGCAGAUCCGUCAUGGCACAGCGCCAACGCGCACGGAGACAAAGCUUCCUCCAGCGCCAUCUGUACAGACCUCUGUGACGCCCUCAGCCUCUUCCCCUUCGCACUCACGGUCAAGCUCCACCACCUCCGCCUUGGCCCCUGGCUCCACCCACUCCCGGCAGGCCUCUGAUCAGCCCACCGUCACGCCAGACUCGAAGACAGAGCAGGGCGUGGCACCAGUUGCGGCGAAUGGCAUUAUGCCAUCAGCAUAGAGUUAGCUUUAAAGCCUGAGGUAGACUUGUAGUAUUUAAUUAUUGCUAAUUAUAAUGAUUAAUAACAACAAGAUUAUUCGUGGUCAUCCUUGACCAUUUUCAUCAUUAAAGGCAUUUACGUUUUCUUUUCUAUGAAACUUGGGAGGACAGUUGCAUUUUUUUUUCUUUUUUUUCCUUGUGUGCAUAUGUGAACCAAUCAGUGCCGAUCUUGCGUGCUGUUGGUUGCGAGCUCGUCUUUCAUCGCCCAAGCAGAGUCUGUGGCCAUCAGGUUCUUGAAUCAUUGCUGGCUCAGUGAUUUUGUGAUUCGUGGAAGGUUUUCACUUUCCAUUAUUUGUAACUGAGGGGCAUUAUACUUCCUCUUCGACCUGAUUAGUUUACUCUCUAGGAAUUAGGUAGCGGAAGACUACAGAGAAGAGAUAUCCAACCAUAUUAUUAAUAUUAUUCUUACUUUCUUGAUUUCAAACACUAUAUACAUAAAGUUUGUACAAAUGAUGUAAAAGAUUUGAGGGCACUACUUGGUAAAAAAGAAAAAAAAAAAAGAGAAAAAGAAAUUGGUGCUAUAGCCUUUUGUACCGUAUCUGUUAUUGUUAUAUUGGGCCAGGCAGAUUUAGCGUGGUGAUGCCUGGGGGAGGGGGAGGGGGUGUGGGGUUAGGGGGAAGCAGUUGGGUGGGGGGGAAGUGGGAGUUGCGCAGUGACAACCCAAUAGUAGUCAUUCCCGAUUUUUUUGUUUUUUUUUUCUCCCCCUCUUCUUUCACAUAGUAAUACUUCAAAGUAUAUGUACUGUUAAUGAGUCUUACUUGCGACAGGUUUUUGUAUUUAUUGUAUCAACUUGCUAGGAGGGCAUGUCAAGAAUACUGUUUUUUUUGCAGCUCUUAUCAGCCAAAUAAGACCCCAAUCAUAUAGUUUGUAGGAAUGGAUUCUUUUAUUUAUAUAUAUAUGUAUAUGUAUAGUGUAUGUAUAUGUAUACGUAUAAGUAUAUGUCUAUAUAUAUGUAUAUGUAUAUGUAUAUGUACAUAUGUAUAUAUAAUAUAAUUAUAUAUAUAUAUAUAUAUAUAUAUAUAUAUAUAUAUAUAUAUAUAUAUAUAUAUAUAUAUAUAUAUAAAUAUAUAUAUAAUUUAUUUUUUGGGACAUUUCUUUUGUCUUUAGCUCAAGUUGUACACAUUAUAGUCAGAAAAUUCAAUGUUUAGAAUUUAUAGUUUUAUUUCAUUGUUCACAGGGAAGAGUGCAUUGAGGCCCAUUGAAGCAAUAAUAGAAGUAUUUAAUCAUACAGAAGAUAGAUUCGAUUGGUAUCGAGUCUCCCUCUUACAUAUUGGUAGGUUUGGCUACAUGAUUUGGUUAAUACAUUGGCAAUGCAGUAACAUUUAAUUUUUCUUCAAGUUAUAUAUAGCAUUGUUAUAAAAUGUGGGAAAGCAUUACUUUGUCGAGAGCUGCUGUUGCUGAGUUUUUUUUUUUUUUUGUUUGAAAUAGAGGAAGAGACUUUUUUUUUUUUCUUUCUAAUGGAAUAACGGCUUCCUCGAGUUUAUGCAUUAAUGGCAGCAGUGGAUUGCAUGCGGCACCCUAGGGCAGUUGUUUUUCCCAGGUCGUAACCUGUUGAGUUAGUACGAGGGAAGUUUUUUUUUUGCUCUUUCACUUUUGGGGAAUUUUCUUGUUAUUUCGCUUUCAUUUGCUUGUCAUGAAAGUGGUCCAAAAUAAGAAAAAGAAAAAAAGCUAAACUGCAGAUAUUCAGCACCAGUUUUUCACUAUGUAUUGAUGUAUUUUGUACACAUUGUUUCAAUUUUUUUUUUUUUUUUCUAUCACAGGGAAUUUGAUUGGAACCUCGUCACCCUUAUUUUGCACAAAGUUUAGCCAGGUCUUAGAAAAUGCAAAGAACUGAUGUGCUGUUUUAUUGUUGAUAUUUUUUUUUUUAUAUAUAUAUAUUAAUCUUUUUCUCCAUUUAUUUCUCUCUCCUCUCUAUACCAAUUCACUAAUUUUUUCGUGAGAAGUGUAUUUGUAUUUAUUUCUGUUUGAUCCCCGAGAUGUCAUCCUGUACAUAAGGAGUUACACUCGGUAUUCACUUGUGUUACUAUGCAAAUGCGUUUACAGCACCAGUUUAGCAUUUUAUUUACUUAUUGUUAUUAUUUUUUUAAUACUGCCAACCUGUAUAACUAUAGCUAUUAUUUUUUCCCCCUUAGAUAUCUUUUUUCCUUUGUUGUUAUCAUCAUUAUUUUUCUAUAGUUUCACUUUAUUUUACAUUACGUUAAGUGUAAGUCCCAUUCAGCGGAUUUGCACCCAGGAUACUGAUAUACUAGUGUGUUUGGCUUUUAUAAUCUGUUGUGCACCUUUUUUUUUUUUCUUUGAUAAGGCUCUGAUUCCUUCUCAUUUAUUUCUUUUUAUUUUCGUAGUUGGUUAUCAAAGUAUUAUCAUCAUAAUCUGUUACAGAUUCUAGUUUUUAUUUCAUCGGCACUUUGGAUUUUUGUAGCUGUAGAUCUGUUCAUGUUUAUUCUACAUUCCAAUUGCGCUGUGUAAGACCUGUUUGGCUGAGGUCGGCAAUUAUUAUAUAUUUAUUUAUAUUUGUAUAGAUAUAUAUAUGUAUUUAUAUAUGAGAUAUAUAUGUAUAUCUAUAUACAUACACGUAAAACGUAUAUAUGGACUUUUUUUUUGUUGUUUUUGCUGUGUGUUGUUGAGUGCGAUAAUAUUUAUAUAAACAUGAUUAUUAGUUGGGGUGCAAUUGUGCAAAGGAAAAAAUGUGUGUUUUGUGUAUAUGAAGUGAUUUUAUUAUUAUUAUUGUUUUUGUAGAUUUAUUUGAUAUUGAGGAAAAUAAAAGAAUCUUAGAGCACAUGGUGAGUCCUUUUUAAGAAAUGCUUGUUCAAUUAUCUUUCUCAUUUAUUGAAAACUAAAGAGAAAAAUGAAAGAGGAAAAGGCAAAAGAGAAGACUGAAGAUUAAACUAUUUUCUGUGUGUUCAUUUUCUCCUUUGUUGAGUUUACUUAAAAGGAAAAAAUAGAUGAAAGUAGACAGGAAGCAGUUUCUAUUUGUUUUUCUCUCUUAGCUUUUCUCUUGUAUGAUUUUCCGCUCAUCAUUAUUUUUUUUUCCUCCUCCUUCUCUUUUCUCUCAGUGGUAAUCCGAAGAAAAUACAUUCCUCCCGAUUUCCCAUUUUCUGUUAGGCCCCAAAUACCCCCAUUUUUUGUUGCAGCCUCCAAGCACCCCGUUUUCUGUCACUUUACCUAGGUCUGUAAAUGGAGGACUGUUUUUUCUUCUCACUCUUAUAUGAAAAGUUCUUGUGUUGUGUGUGUGUGUGUAUUACUUCUCUCUUUGGGCAUUCGAAAUUCAAUAUUUUUAUGCUAGUCAAAAUGAAAGAAAGUUUGCUAAAGAGAACUUCAGAUUUUAUUCGAUGAGUGAAAACCAUUUUUUUUUUUCUCUCUUUCUAGGAUGUAUAUGUAUUUGUAUAUGCAUAUUCUUUCCUUUUAAUUUAUUUGUUUCCUUUCUGUUUAACCCUUUAUUUAUUUAUUUAUUUAUUUAUUUUCAUUUUGUCCUUGUUCCCUUAAUUUAGGAAGAGGUAUUAGGGAAGUAUCCAUUGAUUCUAUUACAGUUAGUGCCUUUCUGAGUUAUUUAAAGGAAAAAGUGAUUGGUGUUUGUAUGUCUUUAUAAGAGGGAGCCUUCAAAAGUAAAUUGAUAUAGGCAUAGUUAUUAGUGUGAUUUGGGGUUAUUUCACUCAUUAUUAUGUAUUUUGUGAUGAUGGGACACCGAAACCUGGAGGAUUCUUUAUUGUAUUAUGUAUAUUUUUUUAUAUUAAAAAAUGUGUGACUUUGUACUGUGAAAACAAAGCAUUUACUUAAGGUCUCUCCUUAGAAGAAAGAAAAACUAGUUUGCAUAUGUAUUAUAUAUGGUUAUUUAUUUUUUUUUCCAGCUCUUGAAUUUAUGAUUUUAUUUCAUAUGGAUAUAUAAAGAAAAAACAUCUUGAUAUAGUACUGUCCAGGGUUGCAGAAAGGAUACUUUUGAUUGAAUUCUGUUAAGAGAUUGCAGUGUUGCAUGGUCUUGCAAUAUACCCAACAAUGUUAUGGGCAUUAGAGUUUGUAUGGUGGAGGGCAGUGUUUCAUCAUCAUUGUUAUUAUUAUUUUGUUCUCCUUUGCAAGCUAGGUGUGUGAGGUAUUGCCAAUCACUGGCGAAUGGGAGAACUGUUUAAAAAGGCUGCAACAGCAUCUCAUUCUUUUCCUCGUUGAGCUAUAGAAUUGUAGAAUGUUUCCCGAAGAGUCAUCAGAACUUUGUGUUUGUUUCUAAGGUUUCUUUCUCUCUCCUUUAUUGUUACUCUCCUUCUCUUUCUUCCAUCUUCGUCUCUUCUUAGUCCAACUCCAAAGCAGCUACCAUGUGCAUUACUAGGACAAUAUGAUAUAUAAAACCCGAGGGAACUUCUUUGUUUAUUGUCUCUUAUAUCAAAUGAUUGACAUCUCUGUUUUGAUGAGUAGCUAUCACUGUUGAUUGUUUUUCAUUUUUUUCACUAUCUCCUGGAAUAAUUUGAAGUAAUUUUUGCUUUUGGUAUGAGAUCAGUAUUAGGUUUACACAGAGCAGUUCCCUCUUGUUGAUUGUAUAUAGCUGUUUGUUUUUACAAGCACAAAAAUAAAAUCAAAAUUACAAAAAAAAA
Penaeus indicus is the source of this 5822-nucleotide messenger RNA. Its product is annotated as pyridoxal-dependent decarboxylase domain-containing protein 1-like. The coding region runs from base 1 to 1206 and encodes 401 amino acids. Lineage: Eukaryota; Metazoa; Arthropoda; Malacostraca; Decapoda; Penaeidae. Gene Ontology annotation, cellular component: intracellular membrane-bounded organelle. The record is from RefSeq and is a predicted model, not a curated record. The transcript has 9 exons.